UCUACAAGCUGUUUAAAAUUAUCUACUACAGGAGCAUAGUGGUAUAACAGCUGUACUCUAAGCAUACAGGAAGAUGAAUGACGAGUGAUUACCCAGCCUGGUGUGGUAAUAUUUAUAUGACUGUGUUUUCUAAAUAAUAACGGAAAACAGAACAAUGUAAUCCCCGACCGGCUAUAUUUAGACACGGAUAUAGGUCAAAUGUAUGUCAGUGCUAUGAUUGCUUGGGCAUUCAAUGGAGAGAUACAUGCAAACUGAUAGGGUCUAUACAUUGUUAAUUCAAAGUGAGGUAGUUAAUGUGUUUAUUAUUUUUAUUUUAUUUGACUGUAUUUGAAGGACUUCACUGGAGAACUGAAGCUAGAGCUGCGCACGGAAACCACUAAAGCGAUUAAUUCAACGAAAGUAAGAAGACUGAUUACAGCAGUGAGUGCAAGUUCAUUUCCAUUAUUCAAGUAAAAACUGAUAUCAGCGGAACAAAGGUGUUACGGCACAAAUAUUUCACGGAGGGACUAGGUGCUUCGUAUCUAUGCCACUGUGUUCUGGAGAUAGUUCUUGUGCUUGAGUACUUUUGAUAGGUGCUCACCUUAUGUGUAGGAUAGCCGCAUUGGUGAAAGCGAUAGUGUGUGCUGCUUUGGUUAUGCCUUUUGCCUACUGCGGCUAAAACUUCAUUAAGAUCCAGUCAGAUGCAGGACAGGAUAUAGUUAACACUUAGUGGUUUACACGUCCGCUUACAUGGAGAGAUGAUGAUCUUUCUUGAUGAGUUGGAUAUAUAAAAAAAAAACUGUUUGGGUUUUUUUUUUCUUGAGCACUUAAAGCGUCAUCGCUAUAUUUAACCCACAUGGACUUGGCACUUCGACAACACACUUUUAUACUACUUGAGAUUCGGGGGCUUUUCCGAGCUCUCCCUAGGAGUGACGCCUACGUCUCCGAGGCUCCCCCCCCCCCAGGCCUCUAUGGCCCGUCUCCUUUUUGACGCCAUUAAGUCAGGCGACAUAACGCUGGCCAAAUGCCUUCUCCAACAAGGCAUCUAUGGCUGCAUUGACUAUCAGACCUGGAGCCGUGAUGGCACUGCACUGUUCUUCUGCUGUAGCAGGGGCUACUUUGAAUUGGCCCGGCUAUUAAUUGACCACGGGGCCAGCCUUUCGGUCACGGACAAGAGCCAAGCCACCCCACUCCAUGGAGCCGCGGAUAAUGGUCACUUGGAGAUUGUCAGGUUGCUCCUCUUGCGGGGCGCCAAUGUUAACGCCCAGACUAUUAGGGGAGAUACACCCUUGCACCUCUCAGCCUACAGGGGAUACAGUGAGAUUUGCUUUUGUUUGGUAGAAGCAGGUGCGGAUCCACGGAUGGUCAACGUGAACGACCUGACUCCCCAGAGGGAGGCUUUCUGCCAAGGCCACGCGGAGAUCAGUAACUACCUGAUGAAAGUACAAGAAAUAAUCAGUCCUGAGAAAAAUCGAUUCAGAAGCUCUAUGAUUAUACUUGAUCCUCCAAGUGACCUUGACAUAGUAUUAAAGCCAACAGACAACCAAACAGCGCCACUUCCGGCUUACGUAAACUCGCCUUCUCUCCACGCUUCCAAAACAGGUCUGGUGGAUUUGACAGACAAUGUACAUCAGGGCCUACACGUAAACCAGAAUAUAGCUUCGUAUCUCAGUUUAGACCCACCGGACGAUGUUGUCUUCUUCAAAAACACAAAAAGGUCACCGGAAGUCAAACCGCUGAACUUGACCCCUGAACUUUUAUUGACCUCCGUUUCAGUCCAACCUGACAUGAAAACGCCCGACGUCAGCCUGGGACAAGGCUUUCAGUUUCGUCUGCACAGCUACGCAGAGCCCCGCUCCAGGAAGCUGCCCAGCAGUGACCUCAGCGACUUUAGCAGCGAUUCGUACAGCAUGAUGAGCAGCACUGCCAGCGACGCUAGUGACGGCAUCGACGAGAUCAGACGACCGGAAAGCGAGGUGGCGGAGAGGCAGCUGACCAGCACUUGCGGAUGUAGCGAUAGUUUUUUGGACAAGUCCAACGACGGGCAUUUUUGCCUUAAAGAGCAGCUUUCGAGUGUGCGAGAGGCGCCCGCCUCUUUCGCAGAUCAUGCGUUCUCGGAAUUUCCUGACGACGCCUUCGACUCAACGAUUUUCAGCAUUCGUUCCUUAAACAACCCCAACGCCUUUCUACGAGUCUCAUACCCGCCACCGCCUAUCCACUCCUAUGACAACUCAAAGCUGGCGCUUUGCAACAAGAAACAGCGAGCCGCUUCGGUCAGCAAUUAUUUCGAGGACUGCUCGAAAAACGAUCGUCCGGCCUACAAUAAAAGCUUUUCCGUGGACUGCCGACCUCGCCACAACGACGCUCUAGCACAAGAGGGGCUUAGACCAAAGCCCAGCCACCACCUGAGUAACUCUUCCUUCAAUGAUCUGUCAUCUAAUUACCUUUCUUCAGCCAGCCUUACCUCACCUGCGACCUCCAUGACCUGCAUUAACAUCCCUUUAGGGUAACUGACCCUCCAACUAAGUUGACCACGGCUGCAUGUACAGAUAAAGUUGACCUAAUUCUCAGCUUAUAAUUAUUGAUUAUCGAAUUGUUUUACUUAGUCACAAUACCUUUCCUCACAUUACAUUCAAAGCCCCAACUUUAAAAACUGGAAAGGACACUCCAGCCUUGACUUUGGCCUCGAUGUGGACGAGAGUGUCUGUCUAGUACAGAGCUCUACAGUCGCAUGAAAAAAAUUGCCUUACCAGAGGAACCGUAGUGGUUCUGGAGGAUGUCACCACAAAAAGAACUCAACUAGCCUGAGUGAAUACUUUGUUUCAAUAUAUGUAUUUAUGACCUUUGUUACAACAGCCUUGAGUACCUUGCAGAGUUGACUAGAAUAUAAAGUUCAUUUUAUUCAUCAUUUUGUUCACCCUAAUAUUGUUUAGUCUCAGACCAUUGCUACUUAGUAACUUUCAUUUUUGUUUUCAUCAUAUAUAUAAUUGUCAUAUUCCAAAAGAAGGUCGGUUUGAUCUCAAAAUGAAUAAAUAUAGGCCUACUGUUUCAGCAAGGCAAUGAUAGUCAAUCUAGACAUUUGCAUUUCCUAACAGAUUUUACCUCAGUGGCGUAGCUAUGGAUUUGGGGGCCUGGGCGGCUUGACCUCUCUAAGGGCCCUCCAUUUUGAUAUUCGACAUCAUAACAUGAGAUAAUGGCGUGAUAAAUAAUGUAAAAACAAAUUUCGGACACUCAUUUCCCCUCCCCCCCCCUAAAAUGGAAGCCCAGGGGGAUUUUCAAAUUUUGGACCCCUCCCCCCCCCCCAUUUUAGCUACGCCACUGUUUGAGUGACAGCAUUUAUAUUUUGAGAACAUAUUGUUUAAGUAUUGGUUUAUUUUUGAUCACAAAGAGAACUGAAAAGUGUUCAUUCUGUGGUAGUUUUCAUUAAACUAAACUCAUGAGAUUUUAGUUGGCAAUAUAACUUUGCUGAAGACUGUGUUUGUUAUUUGACUUGAAGACUAUCACACUAAAAUAUGGGAUUUUACUCAUGUUUUGUAAAUUGAUUCAUCCACUUGUCAUCGAUAGCAACCUCAAGAUUAGCAUGAGUGAGAGGACGCAUUUGUUUAAAUCUACACUUCAUUGUCACCAUUGACCUACCUUGUGAUAUUUUAGGGUCUCCUUGACCUGCCCUUUGAUGUCUAAGUCAACAUGACCUACCAUGUCCAUCGUCAUUGUCACUGUGGUGUGUCAUGGUUACCAUAGCCCUACCAUGUGAUAAGUCAUGGUCAACUUGAUCCACUGUGGCCUUUUGUCAUUGUCACUGUGACCUAAUAUGUGAUGUCAUGGUCAACACAGCCCUACUGUGUCAUGGUCAACUUGACCUAACAGGUCAUUUGCCGUCACCAUGACCUAUGAUGCGAUGUCAUGGUCACAACUGUCCUGGUCACCACUGUUCUGGUCACCACUGCCCUGCCAUGUGAUAUGUGUAAUGUGAAUAUUAUUGAUAUUAGUUGUUUUGUUUUUUUCAUUUGACCUCUUGACCCUCACCCAUCCAUCACUUUUUUUUAUUCUACUAUUCGGCCACUAUGUCAAAAAGUAAACCUUUUAAAAAUUACAAACAUAUGUACAUGAAUUGCCAUUUGUAAAAAUUGGGACAAGAUUAUACUAGUCUAAUAUAGAAUUUCUCUGUGUUGUGAAUGACGUUUGCUGGUCAAAACUAGUUACACGGUUUGCUGCCCCUUCCGUUUCCGUCUGACAUGCGCACAAUGAUAAAUGCGCUCUUCAAAUUGAUGUUUAUUAUUUAUUGCCCUGUUGGUUUAUGAUACUAUGUCAGGUAGACAAAUACAUUAAUUUAUUACCUUA
This is a messenger RNA of Biomphalaria glabrata, 4320 nucleotides long. Its product is annotated as ankyrin repeat and KH domain-containing protein 1-like. The coding region runs from base 951 to 2489 and encodes 512 amino acids. The transcript is spliced from 4 exons. Lineage: Eukaryota; Metazoa; Mollusca; Gastropoda; Planorbidae. The record is from RefSeq and is a predicted model, not a curated record. Gene Ontology annotation, molecular function: protein binding.